UUCAUUUCCAUUUGGACAACCCAAACAGGCCUUAACUGGCUCCCCAUCUGGAGUUCGAUCUAAUUCACAACGGUUCAGUUGAGUCUCUCUCCUCCGAUCCAAAUUCACAGUCGCUUCUUCUUUCCUCAACCUCCAAAAAGCCAUACGCAUCCAAUCUCUGCAUCCCUUGCUUUGAGAUCCUUAACCCCAAUUCACACACACACACACACACACACACACACACAUAUAUAUAUAUACAUAGAGAGAGAGAGAGAGAGAGAGAGAGAGAGAGAGAGAGAGAGAGAGAGAGAGAGAGAGAGAGAGAGAGAGAGAGAGGGCAAUGCCGCCGCCGAAACCUCUGCGCGGAUUCUCCUUCUUCGGCCGCGGCGGCGACUCGGCGAACAGUCGAGUCGGUUCAAAGGCGGUGCCGCCUCCAUCGCUGAACCUACAGACCGACAGAGACGUGUACAAGCCGGGCGAUCCAGUGGUCGUUACUAUCGAGAUCCGUAACAAUUCACCUAGUUCAGGCCUAGGUAUGAACAAUGGCGCGACAACUAGUAGCAGUAGUGGUGGUAAUAGUGACGCUGCCGAGUCUUCGCUGUUGAUUGAAAGACUGGCCUUCGAAAUCAAAGGGAUUGAGAAGCUGGACACUCAGUGGUUCACCACGCAGAAGUCCUCGCCGGAUUUGAAGCAGCGGAGAGGUGAAUAUGUUUUCAUGGACUGCUCAGCAACAUCUCUAGUUUCAAAUCAAAUUAUCAACUGCGGUGCAACUAAAACAUAUCUUGUGCGAACUGUUCUACCAAGCAUUAUACCACCAUCUUACAGGGGUGCUACAAUUCGAUAUUUGUAUUAUAUUAGAUGCAUGUUAUCCGGCCAAUCUCUGGUAUUGGAGAAUGGACACUCUCAUGAAGAAUCAAGUACUGAUUUUGCCGAGCUGGAAGCUCGAGUUCCAUUGCAAAUCUGGGUCACUCAAGCAACCAAUGGCCUACCAAUUGAAGAAGGCCGGAGUGAUGGAAUUGUUCCUGCUUCGACUGUCGUUCAAGAUCUCUAUUGGAAGGAGAUGGAUGGAGACUCUGAUUGGGCUACACCCAAUGAAGCAUAUGAUGGAGUUGAGGAGGGCUAUGAAAGCUCAAGGGAUGAAAUUUCUUCCGUGUCUUCCUAUAACCCCACCAAGGAAAACUUACACACUGCUUUUGGGAGUUCGUUAUCCUUGCAGUCAUCUGUUGGAAGGUUUUCAAACCCUGAUGCUUCUUACCUCAAAGAGCGAACUAGCAUACAUUCAUACAUGCCCCUUCCUCAGCUGUCUGUGGCUGAGGUCUUAUACGAUUCUGGUGGGGAUAUUUUAACGCCUCGGAAGUCUUCAGCCACGGGAUCUCCAAGUCAGCAGUUAAAACAUUCAAAAUCACUUCCCACAGAUGAUGAUUUAAGAGUAGCAUCUGUCCCCGGAGCUGUUGAACCAUUAGCAUCAGAAAACUUUAUUCGAGGAAGAUCUUACAAUAUCAGAUUGGAUGACCAAGUUCUGCUUAGAUUUUCACCGAAGAGCUCUGACUCAUCUUAUUACUUCAGUGAUAUGAUAGGCGGUACUCUUACUUUCUUCAAUGAAGAAGGGUCAAGGAGAUGCCUUGAGCUUUCAAUAACACUGGAAAUGUCUGAGACUAUAAAUCGUCGUUUUGUCCACCCUUCUAGGAGACAUUCCCCAACAAUUACAAAGGUUCAGAGUGAUCACCACGAGGUUGUUGCUGAUUUGCUGCAGACAAGCUUUCUCUUUUCCAUUCCCAUGGAUGGGCCAAUGUCUUUUUCCACUCCCCGUAUCUCUGUGCAUUGGGCUCUUCGUUUUGAGUUCUUCACCACUCCAAAAAAUGUGGAUUGGACUAGAUUCGAGCAUCCUCUUCUGAUAGAGGGAAGAGACAAGUGCGAGUGGGUGCUUCCAAUAACUGUACAUGCACCUCCUGUGGGGACUCCAGGAAGUCACACACGUAGUGAGAAGCCUGUGACUUUGGAACCCUUGUGGCUUCUAAUUGCAGGUUUGCCAAGACUGCUGUUUAGCACCAUGGUAAAACAUCCUGAUGUUUCGUUGACUGAUUGAGGACUCUCUUUCGGAUGCAUACUACCACCAAGUGCAAGCUCUCCCAGAAUUGCUGAUUUAGCAUUGGAACACCCUGAUUUAAGCGGUUAACUUUGUUGUUUCCUCCUCGGUUCUACUCAAAUGCAAAUCGGCCAGCCACAGUAAUUGUAAGAGAAGAAAAUGGGAGAACGCAGAUGAUGCAACGUCACGUUCUCAGUCGGAGAGUAUAAUUUUCUGUGAAGAUGCUGUCUUUGAUCAGCUCCAACCUUAUUGAUUCUAUAUCCAUUUUUUGGGUCCGAUGUAUAUUCCAUUUUUUCACAUUUUAGGGGAUUGACAUUCGAAGAUGAAAUGUAUUUUAGUCCCCCUAGCUUUCUGGGAACUGCUUAAAAGUUGUUUUCAAUUUCCCCCGUAUGCAGAACUAGGGAUUUUCUUUUUUGGUGUGAAAUAUCCUUCAAGACUUGCAAUAUGACACCGGGUAAGAUUAGAAUUAGCGUCGUUUUAUGUUGUAUCAGUGGCCAUUAAUCAGUAUUUAUUUGUGUUUUAGUUUGAGAAGUCACUUAAUAAUACCUGCGUGUGGUGUUUCGUAUUCUGUA
Molecule: messenger RNA, 2637 nt
Organism: Rhododendron vialii
Lineage: Eukaryota; Viridiplantae; Streptophyta; Magnoliopsida; Ericales; Ericaceae
Exons: 13
Coding region: 320-2065 (581 amino acids)
Biological process (GO): retrograde transport, endosome to Golgi
Cellular component (GO): Golgi membrane; Ric1-Rgp1 guanyl-nucleotide exchange factor complex
Source: RefSeq, a predicted model, not a curated record